UGUUGAUAGUGCAGAUGAUGACCAGUUGUCAAGUGUGUCCGUAUAUGGGAAUGUCCCUGUCGACGGGCAUCCUAACCCAAAAAGAUCCGUGUUCACUUUUAAGGACAUUGAAGAAAGUUUAUCGCAAUUCAAUGGUACGGAUGCAGUCGACAUUAGGCGGUGGGUGGAAGAAUUCGAAGAAAUUGCUUCGGCCGUUGGGUGGAAUGAAGUUCAAAAAUUUAUUUAUAGCAAGCAAUUGCUAAAAGGCGCUGCUAAAUUGUUCAUAAGAAGCGAAAGAGGUUUAGUAGAUUGGGAAACAUUGAAGAAAGCCCUAAUGGAUGAGUUUGGUGCGCAAAUUUGUUCAUCUGAAGUUCACAAGAAGUUGCGAAAUAGAAAGAAAGAAUAGAAAUUCGGUGAAACUUUGCGAGAAUAUCUAUACACAUUGAUGGAAAUUGAUAAACCAAUAAGUUUGGAUGAUGAAAGCAUCAUCGACUACUUUAUUGAGGGUAUACCGGACUAAAAGAUAAACAAAGUUGCGCUUUAUCAGGCAAAAUCCAUCAGUGAGCUUAAGAACCAAAUUAAGGUGUAUGAAAAAAUUCGCUAAAAACCCGGUUUUACGAGUUCUUUAAACAAACAAAACACCCAGGUGUCGGGAAAACAAGAAGGAAGUGAUCGAGUGGCUUCAAACAAGAAUGGAAACAAUUGUUUUAAGUGUGGGGUGGAUACCCAUUUAGCUAAAGAUUGUACAAGCAAACAGUACAAGUGCUUCAAAUGUAAUGAAAUGGGACAUCGAUAUUUUGAAUGCAAAAAGGAGAAUAAGGUAAAGCAGGAACGGAGUAAUAUGAUAGACGAAGAUGGGGGGCUUAAGUUUAAAAAGAUUUGGAUUGACAAUUUUGAGUUGAAAGCUUUAGUGGACACGGGAUGUAGUUUGUACUUACUGAGGCGUGAUGUCUUAAAAAAGAUAAAUUUCAAUGAAAGUAUACAAGAAGAAAAACGUAUUCUUCAUGGAUUAUGUCGUAGCGAAGUGGCUACAAUAGGGUUUUUGAUUAUGAAGGUCAAGUUGGACUAGUUGGAGUUAUUUCUGAAGUUUUACAUUGUAGAUGAAUGGGCAAUCGACUACGAUAUUAUCCUAGGAAACACAAUACUAGAGUACGUUGAUAUCAAAGUAACCCCGAAGGGAGUAGAAUUUUUUCAAAAGGAAAGUGUAAACAACGAUUUGAAGGGCAGUUCAGGUAGGCGAGAAGAACAGUGCAAGGAAAUCAGCACUGACGUGGGCCUUGCGAAAGACAAAGAGAUUGGUUAUGAUUUAUUUAGUGAGUUUGAAUAUCUUUGCGCUGAAGUCCAAACAGGGGGUAUAGUAUAUGAAUCUAUAGAUCUUACUCAUUUGAAAGAAACCCAUUCGCGUAGAGUUAAAGCUUUAAUAAAUGAGUAUAGCCC
This is a messenger RNA of Rhagoletis pomonella (apple maggot), 1416 nucleotides long. RefSeq lists its product as uncharacterized. The record is from RefSeq and is a predicted model, not a curated record. Lineage: Eukaryota; Metazoa; Arthropoda; Insecta; Diptera; Tephritidae.